This is a messenger RNA of Aedes albopictus (Asian tiger mosquito), 3818 nucleotides long. RefSeq lists its product as uncharacterized. The record is from RefSeq and is a predicted model, not a curated record. NCBI's taxonomy places the organism in Eukaryota, Metazoa, Arthropoda, Insecta, Diptera, Culicidae. Gene Ontology annotation, molecular function: nucleic acid binding. The transcript has 2 exons. Gene Ontology annotation, biological process: DNA integration. Bases 415 to 3660 code for a protein of 1081 amino acids.
UGAAUUCGAAAAAUUGCUUCUGGAUCGAUGAUCGGAAAAUAAUAAAUACGUUUACUGAUUAGGUUUUUGUUUAUUCAAUGGAGUAUUUGGAAAGAAAUAACAAUUUGUAUGUAAAUGUCAUCAACAUUAGCUCAAAACACAGACAAACAGACAUAGCACUGGUUCACUGUUUAUCUGUGUCUAAAAGCGUGCAGAUUUGUAAAGGAAUCGUAUUUGACAGGUAAGAACGACGAAUACAACCCAGUUUCAAAAGACCCUGGACUCGAAAGAUGAACUUGCAUUAGUUAGUCCGAAGAUCAACGCUGUCGAACAAGCGAUGUGCUCAAACGCAGGAUUUGAUCCGGUACAACGAGUAAGUAUUCAAUAGGUUAAAAAAAAAAAAGUUAAUUGUGCUAACUAUGUGAUCAUAACCAGAUGCAUGUGGCUUCAAGCGAUCAAGACGACGGAUACAUAAAGGCUAAAGUGGCAGGACUUAUUUGUACGUUCCUCAUUGAUUCAGGAGCGCUGGUGAACACUUUCACGGAAGUAAUGUUUCAACAGUUAAUGUCGAGCCCAGAAUUCUGCGCGGAAGUAUUCAACAUUCAGAACAGUAGUGACCGUCCGCUCAAAGCCUAUGCAACCGACAGGGGCAUCCAAGUCCUGGCCACGUUUGAAGCCUAUCUCUACAUUGCGGAAAACAGGCCAAUGCUACUUGAAAAAUUUUAUGUUGUCAGGGAGAACCAAGCACUCCUAAGCAGACCGACAGCAACCAGGUACAGCGUGUUGAUGCUUGGUCUGAAGGUACCAGUGUCGACAAAGGACAACCAUUGCAGAUCGAUUAUUAGUAAAGCAGACAUUGCAUCGGUGGAGCUAAAUCAAAUCUUCCCAAAAUUCAACCUGCCGCCUGUAAAGAUCUACUAUGACGAGACGAAGCCACCGUGUAGAAACGUAUUCUCGAACAUACCGCUUGCUGUGAAACCACUUGUUGAACAAAGGCUGAUGGGUUUGGUGUCAGCGAACAUCAUAGAGCCGGUGGUCGAUGGUAUGGAUACGGCUUUUUGCUCGUCGAUGUUGGUAGUCCCAAAAGGGAAAGACGGCAUUAGGCUAGUCAUCGAUCUCAGAGGACCCAACCGUUACAUUCACCGAACCCCCUUUGCAAUGCCUACAUUGGAGAAGAUCCUGGCGGAGUUGGAUGGCGCGCAAUGGUUCUCGACGAUUGAUUUAGCAAAUGCAUAUUUCCACAUGGAACUUGAUAAGGAUUCGCGGCAUCUUACCAAUUUCUUUACAGAAUUCGGUAUGUUUCGCUGUGUCAGGUUACCGUUUGGUCUAUGCAAUGCGCCUGAUGUUUUCCAAGAGGCUAUGCAGAGAAAAAUCUUGGCGGGCUGCAAAGGCUGCAAAAAUUACCUCGACGAUGUUCUCGUCUUCGGGUCGACGAAGGAGGAGCACGAUCAGAACCUUGCUGCAGUGCGUGCUUGCCUUGAAAACCAUAAUGUUAAGCUUAAUGAAGACAAGUGCACAUUUGGCAGCCAAUGUGUAACUUUUUUGGGUUUCAAGUUGACUCCAGAUGGGUGGCAGAUUGACGAAGAAAAAGUGGAGGCUAUCAAGAAUUUCAGGAGGCCUACAACGUGCGCGGAGGUUAAGAGCUUCCUUGGAUUAAUCACCUUCGUCGACAAGUUUAUCCCCCAUCGUGCCACCAAAUCGGAAUACCUUCGUUCAUUAGCUGCAUCCGAUGUCUUCUAUUGGACCGAGCAUGAAGAAAAAGAGUUCAUUUACUUCAGGGACGAAGCUCUGGGAACGAUCAAACGUUUGGGUUUUUUUAGCGCAAGUGAUCGCACCGAACUGUUUGUAGAUGCAUCUCCCGUAGGGCUGGGCGCUGUGCUCGUGCAGUUUAAUUCAGAAGAAGUACCCAGGAUAGUAGCAUGUGCGUCAAAAGUUCUAAGUCAAACGGAAACGCGAUACCCGCAAACACAAAAGGAAGCCUUGGCAGUCGUGUGGGCGGUGGAGAAAUUUUCCUUCUACCUGUUAGGAAGAUCCUUCGUUAUUCGUACAGACGCAGAGGCGAAUCAAUAUAUUUUUAACUCGAGCCAUCGAUUGGGGAAAAGAGCGGUAUCUCGGGCUGAAAACUGGGCACUGCGGCUUCAACCCUACGAUUUUUCGAUUGAAAGGGUCCCAGGAUGCCAGAACGUGGCAGACGCUCUUUCCAGGUUGAUUCCGGCAUCGCAAAAGGAUGAACCGUUUGACGAUUCCGAAGACAACCAUUACCUGUACGCUUUGGAUACUGGAUGUAUGCCGAUGACAUGGAAUGAGAUCGAAGUUGCAUCGGAAGACGACAGCGAGUUAGAGAAAGUACGAGAGGCGAUAACCAGUCAAUCCUGGCCGACUGAGCUGCGAGCAUUUGAGGCACAGAAGAAUAAUUUGCGGAAUUUGGGUGGACUAAUCUUCAAAGACGAUAAGACGGUACUCCCGGUUGUAUUGCGAAGAAAGGCGCUGGCUCUGGCUCACGAAGGCCAUGUAGGAGAAGUCGCUACCAAACGCAUAAUGCGACAGUACUUUUGGUGGCCCCGGAUGUCCUUGGAAGUAGGUCGAUUUGUCAAAAGUUGCGAAACGUGUAUCCAACUAUCGAAGCGGAAUCCUCCAUUACCGCUGACCAGCAGAGUGUUACCGGAGGGGCCUUGGGAGAUUCUGCAAGUUGAUUUUCUCUCGGUCCCCAACUUCGGUACGGGAGAAUUGUUGGUAGUAAUCGACACCUAUUCUCGUUACCUGUGCGUGGUGGAGAUGAAAGGGUUAGAUGCAGAUAGUACAAAUCAAGCAUUGUGUGAAGUCUUUCAGAUGUGGGGUUGUCCUUUGGUGAUUCAAAGCGACAACGGGCCGCCGUUUCAAAGUACGGCCUUCAAUCAAUUCUGGCGAGAAAAAGGCAUUGAGGUUAGAAAGGCAAUACCGCUGAGCCCGCAAUCUAACGGUUCGGUCGAGAGACAAAAUCAGAGUAUAAUAAAAGCACUAGCAGCAUCGAAACUUGAUCACAGGAACUGGCGGCUUGCUCUACGGGAAUACGUUCAUCGGCACAACACCAUUGUUCCCCAUUCGCGCCUGGGAGUUACGCCCUUUGAAAUGAUGGUGGGGUGGAAGUACCGCGGAACCUUCCCAAGUCUGUGGUUCAACGACAAGAAAAGCCAUCUUGAUCACGAAGAACUAGUAGAAAAGGACGCGGAGGCAAAGCUGGUAAGCAAGAAAUGCGCUGAUUUUUCCCGUGGCGCCAAGGAAUCCGACAUUGGGGUCGGAGACAUCGUCUUGCUGGCUCAACAAAAGAAAAGUAAAACGGAUCCAACAUUCAUGUCCGAAAGGUUCACAGUAAUCGCACGAGAAGGAGCAAAGGUAGUCGUGAUGAGCAAAUCUGGACUGCAAUACGGCCGUAAUAUCCAGGAAGUGAAAAAAGCACCCGAAACUGACUCAUCCGAAGAGGUACACAGCGGAACUCUGCCUGAAGACGCACAAGUCGAGGCUGGAACACAAUCGGCUGCUAACGAAGGUUAUGCUGAUCUUCCAGGAGAGGAGGUGGAGGUGGCUUUUAGCUCGCCAACUCAGGAACCAGGACCUUCCUGCUCGAAAAAUCUUCGUCAUAGAACGACCAUCAAACGUCCCAAGAGAUUUGACGAUCAGUACGUCUACCGCGUUUUCUUUUAAAUACCUGCAAUGAGAAAUAACGUGCAAAUUUCUUUUUUACUUUUAACGAGUUUGAAUUUAAAAAAAAAAAUUAAAUCAAAAUGAAUUGGCUUAGAAAACAACAGAAAAUAAACACUUAGAAUAAACUUCAAUACAACUCGUUCUGUUUUCUUACUUCA